AUGACCUUGAACACGAUCGAGCCACAAAACGAGGUGUACGCACAUAGUUGCCCACUAUCAUCGACGGCUUUGAUUCUUGAAUGCGCAUGCUGUCUCGUGCGGGAAGGGCUUAUGGCAGGCUACGCAUGUCCUUCCAUCUUUGCGCGUACCUAGAUACACUCUUCAUCGGCUUCAAUUAUCCCUUAUCCGAGUCAGCCCGUUGCGCGCAAAAGAUCGACCUUGUGACCAACUGCGCAAUGAAUUGGUUCAGUCCGAGCUGGCACAGGUGUUGGACCCUGAAGGCGCGGAUAAUCCGACGGCAAUAGAGGAGGCUGUAUCGGCUGAUAUGGGCGGCUUUGAUAGCAAUCUUGGACGCAGUUGAUGAUCGCGCAUGUAU
Punctularia strigosozonata HHB-11173 SS5 is the source of this 376-nucleotide messenger RNA. RefSeq lists its product as uncharacterized. The record is from RefSeq and is a predicted model, not a curated record. The annotation marks the transcript as partial. NCBI's taxonomy places the organism in Eukaryota, Fungi, Basidiomycota, Agaricomycetes, Corticiales, Punctulariaceae. The transcript is spliced from 2 exons.